Molecule: messenger RNA, 3894 nt
Organism: Prunus armeniaca (apricot)
Lineage: Eukaryota; Viridiplantae; Streptophyta; Magnoliopsida; Rosales; Rosaceae
Source: the annotation of a GenBank genome assembly
AUGGCUUCUGUCUAUCUUCAUGAAUUUAGGAGAUUUUGGGGGCUCAACAUCCCUCUUUCCCGCGGCUGUGCAAUGAGGGCUUCCACUCUUAGUUUGCUGUUUUUCUUCCUUUUCUUUCCUCUUCCUUGGCUGAAUCUGAUGAAGGAAAGGUGGUGCAAAUGUAUGCUGGUCCAAGGGAUGCUUCUGACAGCAUGCAGGAUGGUAUUCAUCGGUUCUUUGGAUGUCUCUGGCUUGGGACUGGUUUCCAGCAGCUUACUUAAGGAACAUCGGUUUCCAAAAUUUCCUUCUCCUUUUCACGCUCCAGACCAAAACUUCUCUCCAACUAUUUUUUUCUUGCGUUCUCUCUUGCCCUUCCACGAAGCCAGACCAAGGAAGAAAGUGCAAUCGGGUAGGAAUCACCCAUCUCCAGCUGCUGGGAAGAAGACCCAAGUCGAACCCAGCCCGUCGUUCCAUCUUCGUUCCAAAGGAGCCCGUUCGUCGCUGCUGGAAAGCCAAAUACCAAAACCCCUUUUCUACCCAUCUUGUUUCCGCUGCACCAAUAGUGCUCACGGAGUGGGUGCUAGCAAGGAAGGGCCCGUGCCAUUGUCUAGGUUUCUUCCUUCGUUGAUUUUGCUCGAGCUGCUGGAAAGGUACACGCAUCUUGGGCAUAGGGACUUGCUUGUCCUGCUUGUUGAUCACAAAGCGAGACUCUUACUUGUCAUGAGCUUGAAUUUUAAAUUGCAUGUACCCAUUAUGGCAUCCGGUAAUCCACCAUUUAUCAUAAGGGAUCAUCUUUACUCCGUAGAUGACAAGUUGAAGAGAGGGAGACCUCCUCCUUUGCUUAAGGGUACCGAGGAUGUAAUUAUUGAUGAAGAACCAGCGCCAGAAGCUACUUCAGUGAUUGACCCUGCGUCCGUAUCAAGGUGCUGCAUAGAAAGGGGUCUGUUUCCGGCAGUUCCUUUGUUCUUUCAAUAUCCCUGCAGCACCAGCAAGGGUUGGUCGGAGUGGGUUGAUGCUGAACUGAAGAACCCAUCUACCCGUGAUAUCCUAAGCCGGGCAGGCGUGUUGGAAGCCAUCUUUGCUUCUAAGGCUUGCGACAUCCAUAUUGAAGUCAAGACGCUUCGACACUUGGUUAGACGGUGGAGCACUGAGACGCACACUUUUAUUUGUUCGUGGGGAGAGUUCACUCCCACGCUUGAGGAUGUAGCUAAUAUCUUCCAUCUCCCACUUUGCGGCAGCCAAGAUCCUUUCCAUAUUGCAUUAACCGCGGAAGAUGGGCCAAAGCUUGAGAUUUUGCGAAAAGGUGCCCCGACCUCUCCUAGUACCUCUCUAAGAUUCAGUAAUUGGAUUCAGUUUUUUGGGAACAGUGAUCGAGACGAGCCGUGUCGCCUUGCUGCGUUUGUGUCCUUGUGGCUCGGGAGGUUCCUCUUUUGUGAUUUUUCUCAGGACUGCUUGCAUGGGAGAGUGUUUCCGUUGGCUUUGGCAAUAGCACGGGGUAGCAUGAUCCCUUUAGCCCCCAUGUUCUUGGGGCACUUAUAUCGCUUGCUUGACCAGAUUCAAUUUCUUGAGAAGGGGGCGGCCGGAACCAUGGCUGUGGAGACUUUUGUAAACUCCAGUUUUCUGCAGAUCUUUUUAUGGGAACGCUUCAAAGGGAUAGAGGUAUCUCCACUCCCUUAUUCAAAGGCUGAGUCACUGGUUGCUUCGGACGAGGAUUCCUACGUGCCGGAGGGCUUUAGAAGUAUGCCCUUCUAUGCUGAUUCUGCUGCUUUAAUGGAGGCCCUGGCCAUGCCAACACAAGGUUGUUGGUUACGCAGAGAGGCAUUGUUGAGUGCCGCAUGCCUCCCUCUGCCCACAUUCGGUGAUGACCACUUGGAGACUUCUGUACAUUAUUCCCCUUACCGGGUUAGACGACAGCUUGGGUUUGACCAAGGUGUGCCCUCUUGCCCCAACCAUGGAGAUUCCUUGAGCUUGCACAGGGUUUUCUGGACUGGUGACAGCGUGCCGGGAGACGGCAGGCCUCUCGCCCUUGCUCUGGCCAGCCGGAAGCGCGUUGGUGGUCUCUCAAAGGCCUACCAAAAUUAUUGGAACCGCUGCUUUGCCUCGUUCAGCCGAUUCCAUGCUGCCCAUUGUGAUAGCUUGAUUCCCACCGUCAUUCAUCAUGCCCGUUUAGUGUCGGAAGAGAAAGCGAUUUCCUUGAGCGAGAAGCGAAAUCUGCCUUUUAUCUCCAAAAGCGGAGAGAUUGUUGGUGACUUUUCGAAGCUAAAGCGGAAGUUGGAAAAGUCGGGUUCUCAUAGUGCCGGGAAGAGUGUUGCACAUGGGAAACGGAAGCGUGAGGAAAGCUGCAGCGCCGAGAAAAGGCAAGCUGUAAAAGAACCGAAAAGGUUCAUCCCCAAGGUAGCGGCAGGUGGUCCUCCCAGCUCAAGAAAGGUUGCCUUGCCCGAGUCCUUACAGCAGCAGCCUACAGCUUCCGGCAGCAGCGAGCUAGCAGCUCCCAAAGCUUCAUCUCCUCACAGUACUUCCCAAAGUAAAGGCAAGGGUAAGGGGUUUUCCGCGACCCCGAAACGUCGAAGCAUGCGUAUUCUUGAAACGCGGUUUGCUAAUACCCGAAAGAAUAAGGGUGAAGACUCGGGACCCAAAGUAGUGGUGACUGUUGAUGAUAACAGUGAUGAUGAUAGUGAUGGCGAUGGCGCUGCGGGAACUGAGGCUAACAUUCAUGAGCAAGAGAGUGCUCACGAUACGAGUGGCAUGGACGAGGACUUUGAUGAAGGCCAAUACGAUAGUCACGACGAAGACACCUAUCCGGCUUUCGGCACUAGCUUGGGGGAGUUCGAUGACCCAGAUACGACUCCCGCUUUGACUGGCGAUCAUGGACAGCGUGUCGAUAUUGAACUGGUCGUGCCCGCCAUUGAAGGCACAAUAGGUGCUUCAUCAGAGGCUGAUUUUGCCCUUCCCACUACUGUCGCUGAAGUUGUCCUGAGCCUUCCGGCAGUGCAACCUCCUCCUUCUCCUAACCCAUGUACUCCUGACAUGGCUGCUGACGUCUCUCCGCCACUCUCAACAGUUCCUCCUCCUAUUUCUCCAAUUCCGAACGCACCUGACAUAGCUUCCGGCACCGCUCAACUCCUUCCAGCAGUACAUCCCCUUACUCCUCCAAUCUCGAGCACUCCUGACAUAACUUCCGGCACCGCUCCACCUCUUCCAGCAGCACAUCCCUGUGAUAAGAAUGUUGAUGCUUUUAUCGCAGGUUCCUCAAAAGGGCCUUCAUUCGAGAAAGGCAUGUCUUGGCAAGAUUGGGAGAAUUCCUACACGGCAUUCAAAGCCUUCUUUGAUGGUGGUGUCACCAUUCUUAGAUCCAUUGAUGAACUUCUUCCGCUUUGCCACAGAUUUGAUGGUUAUGCGACAUUCCAAGGUGCCCUUGUGUAUCCAGAGACGGUUGGAGCCUUGAGAAAGUUCAUGGACAAAUACGGGAGUUUGCUGGAAGCUACAGAUGUCACCUCCUCUUUCUCAAGGGGUACUGCCCUUCGAGCGCUUGGCUUAGUACUUCAUGGGAUGGACACCAUGCAACUCCUUGAUAUUACAGAUCAUAAACUGCUCUGUUGGCGAGAUGCAAUAUGCGAGGCCAUGAUUCUGGGCUUUCCUGUGGAAUUUCUCCUUAAACUCGUGAAGAGCUUGGCACGUGCCGUCUUUGGAGCACGGGCCAUUCGUAGUAUGCAAUUAUCGCAUGAUUCCGAUGAAGUAAAAGCCGCUGCAGACGCUUUGAAUAUUAAACAGCAAGAGUUGGAAAACCAGCGCCGGGAGAUGCAUGCCCUUCUCCUUGCUAAGGGUGUUUCUGUUGACAGCGCUGAGUGCGUGACGGAGGCAGCAGCCAGAUUAUCUCCUGGGGCUUCCUUUGUUCUUUUCGGACAUUCCCCAUAG